Molecule: messenger RNA, 5591 nt
Organism: Poecile atricapillus (Black-capped chickadee)
Lineage: Eukaryota; Metazoa; Chordata; Aves; Passeriformes; Paridae
Gene: TBC1D9B
Product: TBC1 domain family member 9B
Exons: 22
Coding region: 77-3841 (1254 amino acids)
Molecular function (GO): calcium ion binding
Source: RefSeq, a predicted model, not a curated record
GCUCCCCCCGCGCCGCUCCCGCCCCGGCCGGGCCGGCCCAGCGCCGCGGGCCGCUCCGCUCCGCAGCCCCGCCGCGAUGUGGCUGGGCCCCGAGGAGGUGCUGCUGGCCGGCGCGCUGUGGGUCACCGAGCGCGCCAACCCCUUCUUCCUGCUCCAGCGCCGGCGGGGACACGGCAAAGGGGGCGGCCUCACGGGUCUCCUUGUGGGAACACUAGACGUGGUUUUGGAUUCCAGUGCCAGAGUUGCCCCAUACCGGAUUCUGCACCAGACUCAGGACUCUCAAGUGUACUGGGCAGUGGCCUGUGGAUCAUCUCGUAAAGAGAUCACAAAGCAUUGGGAAUGGCUGGAGAAUAACUUAUUGCAGACCCUGUCCAUCUUUGACAAUGAAGAAGAUAUCACCACUUUUGUCAAGGGCAAGAUACAUGGCAUUAUUGCUGAGGAGAACAAGAAUGAGCAGCCCCAGAGUGAAGAGGAUCCAGGUAAAUUCAAAGAGGCUGAACUGAAGAUGCGGAAGCAGUUUGGGAUGCCCGAGGUGGAGAAAUUGGUCAAUUAUUAUUCCUGCAGCUAUUGGAAGGGACGUGUCCCCAGGCAGGGCUGGCUGUACCUCACUGUCAACCACCUCUGUUUCUACUCCUUCCUGCUGGGCAAAGAGGUUACACUGGUGAUCCAGUGGGUGGAUGUAACCCAGCUAGAAAAAAAUGCUACCCUGCUGUUUCCUGAGUGCAUUAAAGUAAGCACGAGGGACAGUGAACUCUAUUUUUCCAUGUUUCUCAACAUCAAUGAGACGUUCAAGCUGAUGGAGCAGUUGGCCAACAUUGCAAUGCGGCAGCUGCUGGAUAAUGAAAGCUUCCUCCAGGACAAGUCUCUUCCAAAGCCCAGAAGGCCUCUUAAGAACAUCUCUGCAUUAAAAAGAGACCUGGAUGCUCGAGCCAAAAAUGAGUGCUACCGUGCCACUUUCCGGCUGCCCAAGGAUGAAUGCCUGGAUGGACAUACAGAUUGUACCUUGUGGACACCAUUCAACAAGAUGCAUAUUCCUGGCCAGAUGUUUGUUUCCAACAACUACAUCUGUUUUGCCAGCAGGGCAGAGGAGGCCUGUCAUCUCAUCAUUCCUCUCAGGGAGGUGACAAUAGUUGAGAAAGCAGAUAGUUCCAGUGUCUUGCCCAGCCCUCUGUCCAUCAGUACUAAGAGUAAAAUGACCUUCUUCUUUGCCAAUCUGAAAGACCGGGAUUUCUUGGUACAGAGGAUCUCUGACUUCCUGCAGAGAACACCAUCCAAGAAGCCGUGUGGCAUCGACAGGGAAUGGAAGUGGAACAUGGCUGAUCCCAGCAGCGAGGAGGUUCCAGAGCUGCCUUCCAGCAGCCCCCUGGCUGUCAGCCCCACGUCUGCUCUCAGCCAUCGACCUGUCAGCUUCUGUGCUGGGCAAGUGCCAACAGCCUCUCAGGGACUGCUCAAACUCUUCAGGAGGAAUUCUGAGGAGCUCUCUGGACCCAAAGGGGCAAAGGAGAAGAUGAAGGAAGAGUCUUGGAACAUUCAUUUCUUUGAAUAUGGGCGAGGGAUGUGUAUGUACCGCACUGCCAAGACAAGGGAGCUGGUACAGAAAGGAAUCCCAGAGAAUCUCCGUGGAGAGCUGUGGCUCCUUUUCUCAGGGGCUUGGAAUGAGAUGGUGACUCAUCCUGGUUACUACGCAAAUCUUGUGGAAAAGUCAAUGGGAAGGUACAAUCUCGCUACUGAGGAAAUUGAGAGAGAUCUGCACCGCUCUAUGCCAGAACAUCCUGCCUUCCAAAACGAGUUGGGAAUUGCUGCCCUCCGGAGAGUCUUAACAGCUUAUGCAUUCAGAAAUCCAACAAUUGGGUACUGUCAGGCCAUGAACAUUGUCACUUCAGUGCUGCUGCUGUACUGCAAUGAGGAAGAGGCUUUUUGGCUCCUGGUGGCUUUGUGUGAGCGGAUGUUGCCAGAUUACUACAACACAAGAGUAGUGGGUGCAUUGGUGGACCAAGGCAUCUUUGAAGAACUUACACGAGAGUAUCUUCCACAGCUGUCAGAAAAGAUGCAGGACCUGGGAGUGAUCUCCACCAUAUCCCUUUCCUGGUUUCUCACUCUCUUCCUGAGUGUGAUGCCCUUUGAGAGUGCUGUAGUCAUUGUCGACUGUUUUUUCUACGAGGGAAUCAAGUUUAUUCUGCAGGUGUCAUUGGCCAUCCUUGAUGCCAACAUGGAGAAGUUACUACAGUGCUGUGAUGAAGGUGAAGCCAUGACUAUUUUGGGCAGAUAUUUGGACAACGUAGUUAACAGACAGAGUGUCUCUCCCCCUAUUCCCCACUUGCAUGCACUGUUGACCAGUGGAGAUGACCCCCCACUUGAAAUUGACAUUUUUGAACUCAUCAAAACUUCAUAUGAGAAAUUUGGCAAUCUGAAGGCAGAUGACAUUGAACAAAUGCGUUUCAAACAAAGGCUGAAAGUGAUCCAGUCUCUGGAGGAUACAGCCAAGAAGAGUGUGGUCCGAGCUGUGUCUGGUGACAUUGGUUUCUCUAUGGAGGAGCUAGAAGAGCUGUAUGUAGUGUUCAAGGCCAAGUACCUGAUGAGCUGUUACUGGGGGAACAACCGUGCAGCCGCUGCCCGCAGGGACCAGAGCUUGCCCUACCUGGAGCAGUACCGCAUAGACAUGGAGCAGUUCAAGGAGCUGUUCAUCAGCCUCACCCCCUGGGCCUGUGGGGCACACACCCCUGUGCUGGCAGGGCGGCUCUUCCGCCUCCUGGAUGAGAACAGGGAUUCUCUCAUCAACUUCAAGGAGUUUGUGACAGGAAUGAGUGGGAUGUACCAUGGUGACCUCACUGAAAAACUCAAAGUACUCUACAAACUUCACCUGCCUCCUGCUCUGAAUCCAGAGGAGACAGAGUCUGCUUUGGAGGCCACAAGUUAUUUCACAGAGGAUGUGACAACAGAAGUAUCUCCUUUUGUCUCAGAGCUGGAUAUCUGCCUGCACUGUGAGUCUCAAGAAACCCAGGAAGAUAAAGGAAGGAGAAAUGAGAAUGGUCCAGAAAAAGAAGAGAAAGGUACCAGUCCACAGGACUACAGAUAUUACCUAAGAAUGUGGGCCAAGGAAAAAGAGAACAAGAAAGAAACAAUUAAGGAUCUCCCCAAAAUGAGCCAGGAACAGUUCAUAGAGUUAUGCAAGACCCUUUACAACAUGUUCAGUGAGGACCCCGUGGAGCAGGAGCUGUACCACGCCAUCGCCACUGUGGCCAGUCUGCUUCUGCGGAUUGGGGAAGUUGGAAAAAAAUUCUCCAACAGGCCCACGAGGAAGUCUGAGGACUGCAAAGCAAACAAUACCCAAGAUCCUGUGAGUGAAGAAGAGUCACCAACAUCUGAACAGAGUCAGAAUUCAGCAGUGGAGCAGCAGCCCCAAGCUGACCAUGAGGACAAAACCAGUGUUGAUGCUCAGCCUGGAAAAACACAGCAGGAAAACCAAACUCUAGGAGAUGGGUCAGGGGAAGGACAAGGCUCUCCUUUACAGCUGCUAUCAGAUGAUGAAACCAAAGAUGAUAUGUCCAUGUCUUCCUACUCCAUGGUCAGCACGGGCUCCCUGCAGUGUGAAGACAUCGCAGAUGACACGGUGCUGGUCGGCUGUGAGGGCAGCAGUGCAGCUGCCAGGUAUGGCAGCACCAUUGACACUGACUGGUCCAUCUCCUUUGAGCAGAUCCUGGCCUCCAUGCUGACAGAAACAGCCCUGGUAAACUACUUUGAGAAAAAAGUCAACAUUCUCCAAAAGAUCAAGGAUCAGAAGAAAGUAGAGAGGCAGUUCAGUUCAUCCAGUGACUAUGAACUUUCCUCUGUGUCAGGGUGAACUCAAGAAAGCAGGAGUUGUCUUUGGGAGAUAAAACAGGAAGAUAGUGUGGCAGAUGGCAGGAUGGUUUGGUAUUUUCUGUUUGGGGUUUUUUUUUUGUUUAUUCAGAGACCAGUAACUACACAAUUACAAUAGAAUCCAGUUGAUAAGGGGCUCCUGACAGUGACUGCUUGUGUAGAUGUUCCUUUGGCUACUCUGGCUGAGAGAAUUAGAUUUACAUUCUUGAGAGCCAUUAGAACCUAAUAGCCCCUGACAUAUAGAAUUACCACCAUAAAUUAUGCAUGUCUGCCUUUUGCUAUCUUUUAUUUCAAUGAAGUUUUAUUUCAGACAGUAACUGCUCCUUGCCUGCCCUUGUUUGCUGUAGGUUCCUGGGUAACUUGCACAGCAGAUGCAGCAGCCUGGCUUGAAACCAUGCUCACCUCUGGCUGCCAGUCCGAGAGCUAAUGCAGUGUAAUCAAGUGCUAUAGGACUCUGACCUAUAAAUAAUCUUGUACGUUCCUGUAAGCUGUUCUGUGACUCAGCAGCUAUAAAGCAAAUGUGCCCCAGUGCUCCCAGCACCCUAAAAUCUAAACACAAGACAUUGCUCAGACCUGCAGGUUUCUUUCACAUGUGAUUUGGCAUUUUCAUAGUGUACGAUCACUUACUGUCUCCUCCAGAAUUCAGGAAUUUUCAGGCAGACCUGGUUUUCUAGCAUUUGCUUUUUUAUUUCUUUGAAAGCCAUUGGUUUUAAUUUGUCUGGGAAGCCACAAGCUCCUUGACUUCAGUGCAGAAGUGAUACUGAGUCAAUCAGUGGGCCCAUGAUGGUUAUAAUGAAGGAAUAAGUUCCUAAAAUAGAAGUCAGUGAAUCAGCCUCAGCAUUCCAGGGCAGUGGCACACUGGUCUGCUGGACUUUCCCUGUUGGUACAUUCACUGAUAAAUGCUGAUUCCCUGUCACUCCAUUCUGUUCACUAGCUAGUGAUGGGUCCGGUUUUUAGGAAGACCCCUGAGAAUACUCUGAUCAGUCAGCCCUCAAAAAUGCUUGGGGCAGAAAUUUGUGCAAGAGCACUGUGCCACCCACUGCUGCUCAGUGUCCUUUCUUGAGAGUUUAAAAAUGGACGUGCUUUUAGAAACUACUGCACAUCCAAGGGCAUUUGUACCUAAAGGGGAAGAAUUCAGAGCAGUGUAGCUCUGCCAUCAGCCCCUUAUGGGAAACCUCAAUACCAGAGCUCAUUCCAGUUAGAGACGAAAUAACUGGGAGACUGAGUGUUCUUUUAAAUCAGUUAAAACCAGAGGAAACUACGAGUUGCCCUUCUGGUAGCAGGGUGUGUUUUCCAAGGGAGGAGAAGUAAUGCUGUUACUACAGAUAAACUCAUCUCAGCACAGAAGCAGUGGCCUUGCAGGGGCAAGGCAAGAGACACUGCUGCUCAGGCAGAGCAGACCCCGCACUGAAGGCAAGGUUUGAUCCAGCUUUUGGCUGGCAUUUGGGAUCUAAAGGUAGGAAGGACACAUGUGGAUGUUCCCAUUUAACACUACUUGGUGUGCUACUCAGUGUUAAUUCAUCUUUGUGACAUUUUUGGUCUGUAUUCACAGCUGGUACAUUCUUAUUUCUCUGCCUCCUCUGUUCUGUAUCACUGGAGAGCAGCCAUUAGUAAAAUUGCUUUUACUAAUUAUUCAGUAAUUUAUUGUAAUUUUUUUAAAGUACAAAUAAUACAUGUGAUUUUACACAGUCUGUCUUACCUGUCAUGUAUUCAAUAAAUGAAUCAGAAUCCUA